Messenger RNA from Pieris rapae (cabbage white), 1402 nucleotides. RefSeq lists its product as uncharacterized. The transcript has 4 exons. NCBI's taxonomy places the organism in Eukaryota, Metazoa, Arthropoda, Insecta, Lepidoptera, Pieridae. The record is from RefSeq and is a predicted model, not a curated record. Bases 1 to 1071 code for a protein of 356 amino acids.
AUGAUAAAAACAUCAAAAUUCCUUAAAACGAUUUUCAUAUUGCAAUACCUAUGUGGAUUUUACACCGAUUUUUUUAAAAGAAGAAAGUGGAACAUUCUUUUUCGGAUUUUAUUGUCAAUUUCGAUUGUUAAUAUUUUAUAUGGAACUCUAAGCAUGCAACGGCAAAAUAAUGUUGUUUUGUUUUCAAUAAUUGCCUUGUUUAAUCUUUUUGAUUAUACUCUAGCUGUAAUAUUGUCCUUUGUUGGUGGUAAUGUACUACAUUAUUGUCAUAGAAAACUGCUUAAGUUAGACGGUCAAAUGAGAUGGCGUAAAAUCAAUCUAUCAAUGUCGUUAACUAUUUCUAUGUUUUUGAUACUUUUUUUUGAGAAAUCCUAUAUUGCAUGGGGUUAUUAUGGAAGUAUUAAAGAGCGUUUCGCAUUGGAUUAUAAUUGGAAAGAUCUAGUAGGUUUUAUUUUAUGGUGUUUGGUUAAAUUCGGACUUCUUUUUAAUGAUUUCAUUCGGAGUUUAACUUUUGAAUGGAUCUGGAUCUACAUGAGAACGUUGAGGAAGACAUUCCAAGAUACAACAUUUAAGAGAAAAAAACUUGUAUCAAAUUUGCAAACGGAUGAUAUUGAAAGAGUUAUUUUUGGCUACAUUGGUACUUUGGAAAGUCUUAAUUCUAUGGGAUUAACAUUUAAGAUUUUGAUAUUUUGGAACGUUUCCUUCGCAUUUAUCUUUACACUGAUAGCCACUGUUGCAAUAAUCUACACACCUGUAAGAGAGCUAAGUUUAUUCAUGACGGCUGAAGCUCUGUACCACAUAAUCAUUUUCCUCUACCCUUGUGUUUUGAUAGAGCUUACAAGAAGUGAAGUGGACAAAAUGAAGCUGUUAUUAACAGAAAUAUACACACUAAGCUCAGAUGACAAGAUACUGACCAAAGCCGAAGAUGCCUUACUGCUACUUGAAGUGCGUCCAUUUCAAUUAGUCGUGUUUCGCCUCAUCUCUAUGAAUAUUCACCUGCCGUUACAUUUCUUAGCUGUCAUGACAUCUUAUGUUAUAGUUACUGUACAAUUUACUCAUGCGUUUGGAUAAUUAUUAUACUUAUUACACUAUGUGCCCAAUUUCUAUUUUAUAUAUAUUUUAAAGUGACAAAAUUAGUGUAUACCUUUUUAUUUUUUUAUCAGUAAUAACAUCUUUGUUUUAAUCCAUAUCUUACUGAAUUAAAACUUUGGAAAUAAUUUACACGAUGUCUUUGACAUACGUGGCAUAGGGCCAUGUGUUCAGUUUAAUUCAUGGAUGCCGACAAUUUUUACUUACACAGGUGUGGAAUGAUUUUGUGUCACGUUUGUCUAAUAAUAUAAGAGAAUAUCACUACAGACAGCGCUGGUGGUGAUAGCGUUGGUACUGGUCAGAUGCACUAACA